AUGAUGGUACCACCUGAAGGAAUCCUGGCUAGUCCUGAAAAACUCCUGUUCAUCGUUGAUGGCUUUGAUGAACUGAGGUUUUCCUUGGAUCAGACAAAAAAUAAGCUGUGUUCUGACUGUGGCGAAAGGAAGCCAGUGGAAAUCAUUCUGAGCAGUUUAUUUCAGAAACUCUCCUUAGAGGAGCAUUAUGCAGAAAUAAUGGGCUUUUCAGAUGCUGAGAAGGAGGAAUAUUUCCACAAGUUCUUCAGGGAUGAAGAGAAAGCAGUAAAAGCCGUUACUUUUGUCAAAAGAAAUUACACUUUCUUUGCCAUGUGCCUUGUACCCAUUGUGUGUUGGACCAUCUGCACUGUCCUUGAACAAGAACUUAAUGAAGGAAAGAUCUUGUCCAUUUCUAGAACAACCACAGAGCUGUACGUGCUGUACCUUUCCAGCUUACUCAAGUGUGAGAGUGACAAUCUAAAGCAGGAUAUGAAGAAGUUCCUGAGCAGACUUUGCUGCAUGGCUGCUGAUGGAAUCUGGAAGCAGGAGAUCCUGUUUCAUGAAAAGGAGAUUGAGGUCACCAUCUAUGGGGACCUGGCCACAGUGCUCGGUACCAGCCAGAGCUUGAGAGAGCUGGACCUUGGUGAAAAUGAGCUGGGAGACCCUGGAUUGCAGCUGCUGUGUGAGGGGCUGAAACAUCCUUCCUGGCAGCUGCAGAUUGGCAAGAUGUCAACUGCCAGCACCUGUGGGGACCUGGCUGUGUUGCUCACUACCAAGCAGAGCCUGAGGCAGCUGAACCUGGAAGGAAAUGAGCUGGGAUACCCUGGAUUGCAGCUGCUGUGUGAGGGGCUGAAACGUCCUUCCUGGCAGCUGCAGAUGCUGCGAUUGUGGCAUUGUCAACUCACCAGUGCCAUCUGUGGGGACCUGGCCACAGUGCUCAGCACCAGCCAGAGCCUGAGGGAGCUGGACCUUGGUGAAAAUGAACUGGGAGACCCUGGAUUGCAGCUGCUGUGUGAGGGGCUGAAACAUCCUUCCUGGCAGCUGCAGGUGCUGUG
This is a messenger RNA of Pygoscelis adeliae (Adelie penguin), 1034 nucleotides long. Its product is annotated as NACHT, LRR and PYD domains-containing protein 3-like. Gene Ontology annotation, molecular function: protein binding. The record is from RefSeq and is a predicted model, not a curated record. Lineage: Eukaryota; Metazoa; Chordata; Aves; Sphenisciformes; Spheniscidae. Gene Ontology annotation, cellular component: cytoplasm.